AUGAAGGUUUUCGUUUGCUUUGUUACUGUAUUAACCCUAGCAAAUGCUGGCCUAAUCGGUGACGGUGUUAGUAGUUCUAACGCCUAUUCCGAUGCAUUCGGUGGUGUUGGUGUCGGUGUCGGAGGUUCUUACGUGGGUCGUUACGGAGGUGCAUUCGCCAGCAGUGGCGCAGCAGUAAAUGUUUUCAGUAAAGCUGGUGUACACACUCCUCAUGAUGUCCAUGACGGCGCUGUUGGAGGUGGUAUUGAUGGGAGCUACAUCGGUGGUUAUAGUAACGGCUUUAGUCAUGCUGCGCCUGUUAAAAAUGUCCAAGUCAUCUCUCCGCGUGUUAAUGAUAUUGGCAUUCCCCGCGGCUAUGUUGGUGGGCUCUCUGGCAGUUAUGCCAGCGGGUUCACCAGUGAUUAUGCCACUGCUGCUUCUGUAAAGAUUAUCAAUGUCAAAGUUAAAGUGGAUGCUGGCGUUACUAGAGAUUAUGGCAGUUUCAAUGGCAGUGGAUUCUCCAGUUUUCCGGAUGUGAAGAUUAUCAAA
Messenger RNA from Musca vetustissima, 528 nucleotides. Its product is annotated as ATP-dependent RNA helicase A-like. The annotation marks the transcript as partial. The record is from RefSeq and is a predicted model, not a curated record. The transcript is spliced from 2 exons. Lineage: Eukaryota; Metazoa; Arthropoda; Insecta; Diptera; Muscidae.